Coregonus sp. 'balchen' is the source of this 372-nucleotide messenger RNA. NCBI's taxonomy places the organism in Eukaryota, Metazoa, Chordata, Actinopteri, Salmoniformes, Salmonidae. The record is from the annotation of a GenBank genome assembly.
AUGGAGCAAUACGCGGAUAUCGCAGACUCUGUCGUUGUAUAUAUAGAGGAGGCGCACCCGUCGGACGGAUGGAUGAGCUCUGACGCUCCCUACCAAAUUCCCAAACACCGCUGUCUCGAGGACAGACUCAGUGCAGCUCAAAUAAUGAACCGUGAGGUCCCUGGGUGCAUUGUUGUCGCAGACAGCAUGGAUAACUUGUCCAACGCCGCAUAUGGAGCGUAUUUCGAUAGACUUUACAUACUUCAAGACGGAAAGAUUGUCUACCAAGGAGGUAGAGGGCCGGAGGGCUACCGCAUCUCUGAGCUGAGGGACUGGCUUGAACAAUAUAGACAAAGUGUUGGAAAUUCAAGAAAUGUCAUUAUUCAUGUGUAG